AUGUCAAAUCAUGGCUGGCACGAUUAUUCGCGUGUUUUACAAAGCUAUGGCAUCACUAAAGAAAACACUAGCGAUGAUUAUAUGAUAGUCAUGGAAUUCGCCAGUGACGGCGAUAUAAGAAAAUAUAUACACAAUAAUUUUAAUAAUUUAUCUUGGCGCAAGCGAAUAGAAUAUCUCGAAGAAAUCGCUCAUGGGCUUGCCAAUCUCCACGAAGAUAAUAUUGUACAUGAGAAUAUUAAAAGUUGGUUAACCACGAGCGAAUUUACAAAAGAAAUUUGGGACGCUGAAGUCAAGCGACAGGAAAAACUUGCUAGUAAUCCAGAUCGAAAUAGUUCGAUAAUAGGUUCUAUUGAUUCUACUGAACUAACUCAUAUAUUAUCUGACAAAAUCUCGAAUGCAACAGAAUCUAGACAAUGUAGUAGUCUAAUAGACACUAAAGCUUAUCUGACGACUAUAACCGACGUAGAUCUAAAUGAUAUUGCUUUAUCAAGCAACAGCAACACAG
This is a messenger RNA of Ambispora gerdemannii, 505 nucleotides long. The record is from the annotation of a GenBank genome assembly. NCBI's taxonomy places the organism in Eukaryota, Fungi, Glomeromycota, Glomeromycetes, Archaeosporales, Ambisporaceae.